Molecule: messenger RNA, 6656 nt
Organism: Mizuhopecten yessoensis (Yesso scallop)
Lineage: Eukaryota; Metazoa; Mollusca; Bivalvia; Pectinida; Pectinidae
Product: dual specificity tyrosine-phosphorylation-regulated kinase 2-like
Exons: 1
Coding region: 245-1867 (540 amino acids)
Biological process (GO): peptidyl-serine phosphorylation; peptidyl-threonine phosphorylation
Cellular component (GO): nucleus
Molecular function (GO): protein serine/threonine/tyrosine kinase activity; protein serine/threonine kinase activity; ATP binding
Source: RefSeq, a predicted model, not a curated record
CGAUAUCGUGACGUUGACGAACCGGGGUUCUGCUUGGCAACCAAUCCUCCAUUCUUGUCUUGAAAAUAGCAACAGAGUGUGCAGUAAUCGGUGUUGAAACACACCGAAAUUGGAUAAUAAAGUGUUUAUUCAAGUGCAAGACAUGUUGAGGAAGAUGUGGGAAAUAUUCAUCUCGACAAAUGUGGAAGAUUAAAUGGAUAAAAUUGCAGUGGAAGGAACAUAACCGGAGGGAAGUAUCAGUAGUAUGACGACUCGGGUAAAUCAUAGAAUGAAUGCACCAGCUCAUCCCUAUAGUCUACCCCCGUUAACAUCUCAGACAGUAGGUGGGGGGACUCAGAUCCAGAGUGCUGGACUGAAAGUAACCCAACUUUAUAACGAUGAUCACGGAAAACACCAAAAGCAUGGCCAUGUCGGAACAGCCGACGAAACUCGGUCCCUACCCAAUCCCCGUCCCAGCUCGAGUGCAGGCAGCAAUACGAGUAAUAAAGGGCGAUCUGCUUCAGGGAAGAGGAAUAGACUCAGCCCAGAAACCGCUAUGAAGCAGCACAUGACCAAACUAACCUCAUUUGAGCACCACGAAAUCUUCAAUUUCCCUAAUAUCUUUUUUGUCGGUCCAAACGCAAAGAAGAGACAAGGGGUCGUUGGGGGUGCGAAUAACAGUGGCUACGACGACGAGCAGGGAUCCUACAUGCAGGUUCCCCACGACCACAUCUCGUACCGGUAUGAAGUAUUGAAGGUGAUUGGCAAGGGAAGCUUUGGUCAGGUUGUGAAAGUGUAUGAUCAUAAGGCACAUGAUCAUAUUGCCCUGAAAAUGGUUAGGAAUGAAAAGCGUUUCCACAGGCAGGCGCAAGAGGAAAUUCGUAUUCUUGAGCACCUAAAGAAGCAGGAUAAGGACAAUGCAUUUAACAUUGUACAUAUGUAUGAACAUUUCAUAUUCAGAAAUCAUAUAUGUAUAACUUUUGAACUUCUCAGUAUGAACUUGUAUGAACUCAUCAAGAAAAACAAAUUCCAGGGAUUUAGCUUGCAACUUGUCCGUAAGUUUGCACACUCAAUAUUGCAAUGCUUAGAAGCAUUGAACAAGAACCGUAUCAUUCACUGUGAUCUCAAACCAGAGAACAUUCUUCUCAAACAACAGGGCCGUAGCGGUAUAAAGGUAAUAGACUUUGGUUCAAGCUGCUAUGAACACCAACGGAUAUAUACGUAUAUCCAGUCUAGGUUCUACCGUGCACCAGAGGUGAUUCUAGGAGCCAAGUAUGGUAUGCCCAUUGAUAUGUGGAGCCUGGGUUGCAUUUUGGCAGAAUUGCUGACCGGGUACCCACUAUUCCCUGGGGAAGAUGAGGGUGAUCAACUGGCGUGUAUCAUUGAAUUACAGAGCAUGCCAUCCCAGAAACUUCUAGACAGUGCUAAACGCGCUAGGAAUUUCAUUAGCUCGAAAGGAUACCCUCGCUACUGCACAGUUUCUACUAUGCCUGAUGGUUCAACAGUGCUACAAGGUGGAAGAUCAAGGCGUGGAAAGACUAGGGGACCCCCAGGAAACAAAACCUACCCAAGUGCACUAAAAGGAUGCGACGACCCUCUUUUCACAGAUUUCCUGAAGCGCUGUUUAGAAUGGGAUCCAUCUGCUCGUAUGACACCCACACAGGCUCUACGUCAUGCAUGGCUACGACGUAGAUUACCCAAACCACCCCAAAACGAGAACAGGUCAGACUCUGCAUCUCGUCGGAAAUCCACCGCCAACACAAGUGCACUGUAUCCAAGUAGUAAGCUGCCCAGUGGAAGCUCGAGUCGAGGAAAGGCUGGCGCCCCUGUACCCAUGGUAGACACUGAUGUAGCAAGAACAAAACUGCCACAAAUAUCAACCUUAUAGGGAUAAUAUUAUUGUGUGAUUACUCAAAUGCAAGAUACGUACAUAACUCUUCGUGCCGUCCAAUGGAUAAUGAUGAGAAUUCUUCGAAAGAUAUAUUGCACACAAAUGUAUUUGAAUGAUGUGUUGUAUUUUAUCCUGUCCAAUAUUACUUCUUAUAUACACAAAAUGUGGAAUGAUGUUCUGUGAAGUUAUUAUACAACAUAAAAGCCAAAUCAUUGUUAUUACGUGGAAUUACAGAUGCAACGACACCUUGGGUUUAAGGAUGGCUGCUUAGAUAUGAGGAAUAUGUACUGUAUCAUGUAUUUCUAAGGGGAGAUAAUACAUGCACACUAUGGAACAUAUAUAAACUGAAAUUGAUUGUAUGAAAUGUGUACCCAAUAUAUACAGGGUGAACAUGGACAGCUAGGAGUUGUAGUGUGUGCAAGUUGGUUUUGUGUUGCAGGAAACAUUAGAGGGAUUUAAUGCCUUUAUAUUGGAGAAAGAUUCUAUAACCAACAUGGCGGAGGAAAAUUAUACUGAUAUAUAUGUACUACCUGAGUUUUGACAAAAAAGGAAAUGCACAUGAACUUUGUGCAUAUAACAAAUCGAGCAUCACUGUGAUGGAUUUUUUUAACAAUGUGUUUUCUAAGUCGUUAUGUUUCCCCCUGUUUUUGAGAGAGAGUGAGAGUGACUAAUCUGAAUUUCCUAUUGGAUUAUUUUUCAACUUUUGGUACUGUGGUUGUUAAAGUAGGAUCAGUAUUCCAUCUGCAAUAACUGGGAUAUCGUAUUAAUGCAUAGGUAGUUUCAAUUUUGUCAUUACCACUGAUGAACAAAACCAACAAAACCAUUCACCUAGGUCCUAACUUUCAAUUUCUUCCAUUGUCUAUCUCUUAAGAUUCUCUAAUUUAAAUUUAGUUGCUGGCAUGGCUUUAUAUAUUGAAGUAUAAAAUCUGUGUUUCAGUAAAAAAAAGUUCUACAAUGAAGCUAUUUUCAUUUUUUUGGGGUGUUAAUUUCAAAUGGAUAGUGGUUACCUUAAAUUCUGCUUUCCAUUAGAUGUACUUCAGCUGAUUUUUCCACGUUAAGUAUCAAUUUUUAUGUUGUGCCUUUUAAAGAUGUUUUACUGAAAAUCAGCUGACUUGUUUAUUACCUCAUAUUCUAGAUUCACUGAAGAUUUUUGUAACUCAUGAUAGCAAUUCACAAUAUUUGUGGAUAUAUACGACAAUAUUUCAAAUCAAUGUCAUAGGAAAAUUAGAAUGUUGGCUUUGAAAGCAUUGAUUUUUCUUUUUCAUUUAUACCUGUAGUAGGCAUUUCAUGUUUGUAUACAUACAAUCAACCACUCAAAAUGUUCCAAACCUGAGAUAGCCUACUGUUGAUGUGUCCUCCUGUGCAAACUGAUGUAUUUUGUUUUGUGUUUUCUAUUUGUUGCAGGGUUUUUUUUCUGGUUUAAAUAACUUUAUAGAAUUAAUCCAAUUCUCUUUAGACAAAACUGAAAGUUUACUAACUUUCCUUAGAGUUAGAAAGAUUGCAGUUGAUUAUUUCCAGAAGAAGGGAACAGUCUUAUUUUGGUAAUUGAACUAUAGCUGUAACUUAUUAGUGUCAGAUGUCAUUGUCAUAUUGUUGCCCCAGAUGUAUAUUUAUGUUAGGAAGCUAAAUAUUUCUGUUUCUCUUGCAUCUGCCUUGUAUGGGAAAUGCCUACCUAAUGUAUAUUUCUUAUAAUUGUGCCAUCUUAUACUUUAUUUCUUUUAAUGUACUUUUAACAAAUUUCUAUCUUUAAAGGUGAAUGUAUUUUGAAGCGAAAUGGCAGGUCAUUUAUAAGAAUUUCUUUUCUUUUUUUCACAAAAAAAUAUUACUGAAUGCAACUAUUUUUUUAUUAUACCUGGAUGUGUAUUAUUUAAAAUUGUUGUAAUUUUUAUGGCGGAAUAUAAUUUCAAGAAUUGUUUAUUGAAAAUACUCUGUCAGUGUCUACUGUCAUCCUCAACAAAAUAUUCAUUCCAAAUUCUACUUGAAGUGUUACGAUCACAAAAAUGUUGAUAAUUCAUUGUUUUACAAAAAAAUGUUUAAACUAGAAUCUAGAAUAAUCCUCAACAACAGGUUUUAUUCUAAACGGUGGAUUUACUAGAUGAAUGAUGUAUUCAAAUUUUCCACAUGAUAUGAAAAAAAAUGUUUCGCAUUAGGUAAUAAACCCUUCAUACAAUGAUCAUGAAUUCUUAUCUUAUAAGGUGUUAUUGCCGUUUUAUCAAAAUGAGAUUAUAUUUCAAUAUUUUGAUUCGUUGGAUCAUCGUUAUUUUUGAGGAAACAGUGUUUGGCCAUUAACUCAUGGGAAAAGAUCAUCAAUGACAAAAGUAUGUUAUUUUGCCUAUAUGUGUAUGUUUUAAAUCUCCCUGCUGGAAUUAAAUAGGGAUACAAUUGUAUAUGCUUUUAUGCUUUUGUGAAAGUUUGUCAUCAUUAGAGUUACAAAGAUAAAUCUCUUAAAUGUGCAAAAUGUUUUUUAUCAUUACUAUUGAAUGGUAUCCUGAUUUGUAAUGUAUGCAUACAUGUACAUAAUUUGGUAUAUUGAAAUUAGAGUACUGCUUCGUUUUAAAUUGAAUAUUUUUCAUUGUUCGAAUAUAUUGAAGUUUUAUAAGACAUUCACAUUGUGGACAAAGAAAAGGGAAGUCUUUAUAUUCAACAUUUUCAAAGGCAGCAUAUUUUUAUCUUUUUGUUAAGUAGCCGUUUAAUUCGCUGAAUUGACAUUUUUGGAAUUUAUUUAUAUUGUAGCACUGCUGUGAUCACAAAAUGCAUUAAAGCAUAUAGUAAGGAAAUGAAGCAAAUCAAAUCAAGACAAAAAUCUCCAGUAUGAUCCAAUUUGUAUAUAUUUAAUAUAUAUGGAAAUUUUCCUGUUGUGGUGGCGUGGCUUCAGUUAACGAUGAGAAUGGUUUGUUAAACAAAUAUCUGGUGUAUUCCGUAUGCCAAUGCUAAAGCCUCUAUCCUCCCACUCACGGGGGCAGUAUCUCCUAACUGAAGGAAAACAAUAGGCCAAAUCUUGAGUUAUGUCACUGCAAUAUAGCUAAGAGGGAAAUAAUCAAUGAAUGUGAUCAAUGUACAGCACCGAAGCAAACUGGUGCCAGUAGUGGAUGUGGGGAGACCAAGCGUGGCACCAAUACUACAGAUCUCCUACAUAGCCUGGUACAACUUCUACCAAUCUCUCGCCUAAUAUCACACCACUGAUGUGUAAAAUCUUUACUGUGUAAAACAAAGACUCACUUGGACUGUAUUAAAGUUGUCUUUUAACAAUGAUUUCUAGUGCUAUACGUUUAAAGAAUUUGCAUUUGAUUAACUUAUAAUUAACACUUUUUAUUUAGAUAGGAAUUUUUAAAUUUUUCUACCAAUAGUGCGUUUUUCCAUCUGUUACUUUUAUGAUACAAUUGCCUUUUGUUCUGGAAAUGUUGCGAUUGGUUUUCAAAGCAGACAUUGAAAUAAUAGGCCAGAUUUUAAUACGAAGAAAUGAUAUUGCAAUCAUUUAACAAUGAAAUACAACAACAUUAAAUAAUACAAUUCAGGAGAUGACAGAGUAUAGAACAUGGGUGUGCAUUUUCAUAUCUAAAGUACUGGCAUAGCCACAAGCAGAUUUUGAAAAAUUCUACUUACAUAACCUAUGUUUUUUGUAGUGAAAUGUAGAUGUGGAUUUUUUUCUUCUAGACAAAACAUGAAAAUCAGCUUACCCUAGGCCUCAGGUUAGUGAAAUUGUACACCCCAGGAUGGUACAUCAACAAGGUUUUAAAACUUUGCUCAAGGACAAAAUUACAAUAUAACAUUUGUAUGUUUCUAUAGUCAGAUAUUCUUAGAUGGCCCUCUUUAAUUAGUUGGUUGGUGAUUUAUCAGUACGUUUGUAUUUGAUAAUUGUGUUUUCAUUAUUUCAUGUCAUUCUGUUAUAUCAACUAUGACACUUCUCUUGAGCACUCUAGGGGAAAAUCUACGGAUAAAAUUGUUUUGUUUUUUUUAUCUCCGGCAUAAUAUAUAUUGUUCUGAUCUUUCUCUGUGUUUCAUUAUGCAUCAUCGUAGUUGAUUUAAAUUUGUUUUCUGCAUGUAUAAAUUAUUAAUGCUUCAUGAAACUAUCAAAUUAAUGGAAAAAGAAACCAUUGUUAGCAUUUUGUGAUAUAAACAAUUAGCUUUGCUGAUUUCAAUAUUUGCAAAUCAUUGUUUGUGAAUCUUGUUUUCUUGAUGUAGUUCAUAAAUUGAAAUUUCUGUUAAAAUCUAAACCACUUGGUACUCACUGUUUUUAAAGUACCUUUUUAAAACCAUUAUUUACAUAAAACCUUUACGGUUGUGAAUUCAAAUGUAAGACAAAUCUUGUGUAGUUGAAAUUUGCUUUUUAAAUUUUUAGCUUGAUUUAUUAUUAAUUGUGAACAAAUUCAAUUUGUAAUCAUGAGGUUUUUUUUAUUGAUUUGUACAUAAAUUUGUUACUGCAUUAUUAUUUUAAGCUAUUACCCCUUUUCUUAAAGAUUUUUGAUUUUUGUAUAUAAUCGUUUCCUCUGUCUAUCCUCAUCCAAUCAUUGUCCUCAACCUUGCACACUGUGCAAACAUUAUUAUAUAUUAUACUCUGUACCAUGCAUACAUCUGCCAAGUCUCUGUACAAUUUCAAACCAGAGAGAAUGUGAUAGCUUGCAUUUUAAAAAUGCAGCUUUGUGUAGAAAAUCUCUUCAAUGAUUUAUACAGAUAUGAAUUUCUUAACCCACUGACAAUUUUUAUUACAAAAAUAGACUGUAUCAAUUAUUUUUAACUGAAGUGUAAUUGAACAAUGUAUAUUAAAGAUGACACAGGUUCCAUGUGA